Gossypium arboreum is the source of this 393-nucleotide messenger RNA. RefSeq lists its product as uncharacterized. Lineage: Eukaryota; Viridiplantae; Streptophyta; Magnoliopsida; Malvales; Malvaceae. Gene Ontology annotation, molecular function: dynein intermediate chain binding; dynein light intermediate chain binding. The transcript has 4 exons. Gene Ontology annotation, biological process: microtubule-based process. The coding region runs from base 1 to 393 and encodes 130 amino acids. Gene Ontology annotation, cellular component: dynein complex. The record is from RefSeq and is a predicted model, not a curated record.
AUGGCUAUGAAUUCGUACAUUUUGCCUAAAGAGAGAUUUAUGUGCAAAUUGAAACCUCCAAUGGCGAAAGUAGUGAACAAAGGGAACAAAGAGGAUAGAUUCGAACAAAUUUUAGAAAAGAUUAACCGUUUGGAGACGCUAGUCAAGCCAACGAGAGCAAAGCUAUACUCAGAAAGCCGACCGGAGGAAGCAAGUUACGUAAAAAAAGUUAUCAUCAAAAGCGCCGACAUGAAAGACGACAUGCAAAAAGAGGCCGUCAAUAUAGCCAUUUCAGCUUUCGAGAAGAACAAUGUAGAGAAAGAUGUAGCAGAGUACAUUAAGAAAGAAUUUGACAAGAAACAUGGACCUACUUGGCAUUGCAUUGUUGGUCGCAAUUUUGGAGAUCCAGAUUAG